Messenger RNA from Hypomesus transpacificus, 1535 nucleotides. It is a transcript of the gene gltpd2b, whose product is annotated as glycolipid transfer protein domain containing 2b. The record is from RefSeq and is a predicted model, not a curated record. Gene Ontology annotation, cellular component: cytosol; cytoplasm; membrane. NCBI's taxonomy places the organism in Eukaryota, Metazoa, Chordata, Actinopteri, Osmeriformes, Osmeridae. Gene Ontology annotation, biological process: intermembrane lipid transfer; ceramide transport. Gene Ontology annotation, molecular function: ceramide 1-phosphate binding; ceramide 1-phosphate transfer activity.
GAGAGAGAGAAAGGGAGGGAGGGAGAGAGAGAGAGAGGUGAUAUGGGGGUGAAGGGGAAGGCUGCUUUGGCCAUCCUGGUUCUGCUGCUGUUCCUGGGGUCCAUGUGGCUACAGGGAAGUCUGGAUCGUCACUGGGAAUCUUGUCUUAAAAGUUACAACCACUUUGAUAACGACCCCCCUCUGUCCAACAGCAGUGAUGUUUCUGUGCUGGGAGGGGAGGGGGAGGUGGCUCUGGUGGUGUGUCCUGGCCAGGUGUUCCAGGUGUCUCUGCUGCUGGCCAGCCUGCUGGCCUCCCCUGCCUCUCCCUCAGACGUCCUGCUGGAGCCCUACCUGGCCAGCUGGGACGAACUCAUCAAGUUCAUGGAGUCUCUGGGCCCCAUGGUGGGCCUCAUCUCCCAGGAGAUCCAGACCAAGACCUCCAUUAUCCGCCACCUGGCCCUGGAGGAGGAGGAGAAGAAGGGGGCUGACGGCCCCACCGGCGCAGGAGCCCUGCCCUCCUACUCCUCCGUGCGCCUCAUGAUCCAGGCGGAACUGGCCCGGGGCCUGGUGGACUUCCAGCACUACUCUGAGUCGGGCUGCCGCACCCUGCUACGCCUCCACAGAGCCUUGCUGUGGUUGCAGCUCUUCCUGGAGAAGCUGGCCGCGCCGCGCUCCGCCGGGAGACUCCGUAGCCCCUCUGAGCUGUGCCGCGAGGCCUACCAGAGCACCCUGGCCAAGCACCACACCUGGCUCGUCCGCAAGGCAGCAGAGCUGGCCUUCAUCGCCAUGCCCGAACGAGGCUUCUUCUACCGGCUGGUCUGCGUCCAGAACCAGGAGGAGGCGAGCGCUGUCCUGCACAGGGUGGUCCGGGCCAUCGGGGUGGUGUACGAGCGGACCCAGGCGGCUCUUGAAGAGCACGGCAUGCUGGAUCUUCCCUAGGAGGAGGACUGGGUGCCCCCUGGUGGCCUCCUCUGGUCACGCAUCCUGUCCUUCCUCUCAUGGCCCACGCCUUUCUCACACCGCCUGCGAGAGAGAGAGCAGCCGGGCUGGGUUUGCCUGGAGGACGGUGAGGCCGAGGACGCUUCUAAUCUGCCAAAGCCCCAAAACAAAUAUGUGAAAUACAAUCGGUUCUUGUGGAACAUGUGCUGUUUAUGUUUGACACGACAUUCCUCUCCAAUCUGCUCUGAGACGACUUCUGGGACUACUUUUUUUUAAAGUUGUUUCAUAAACAAUGAAGAAGAUGCAGAUGUGUAAUUUUAUACUGUAGAUUGUUUUUGAUGACUAAUUUAAUCCAACAGCAGAUUACCUGUUGUUGAUUGCUCUCAAUCAGAUACUUGGGACAAGGUCCAGAAUAACAGCACUGUAAGAUUAUAAAAUAAGGACAUGGAUCACGAGCUGAACGUAAGAUGGACUUUAUUCAGAGUAAUCAAAAUAACGAUGUCAUGUUUCUUAAUGAUCUAACCAUUGUGUUGAAAGCAUUCGAUUUUGCACUAGUUUAAAACAAAAUCAUGACUUGCGAGUUACAGAAUUGAUGAUAAAUGAAUCGCAGAACAUUU